Molecule: messenger RNA, 1617 nt
Organism: Passer domesticus (house sparrow)
Lineage: Eukaryota; Metazoa; Chordata; Aves; Passeriformes; Passeridae
Gene: RSPH3
Product: radial spoke head 3
Exons: 9
Coding region: 19-1212 (397 amino acids)
Cellular component (GO): cilium
Source: RefSeq, a predicted model, not a curated record
GCCCCGAGGAGCCGCAGCAUGGAGCCCACCGUGGUGCCCAUCCGGGCCUCCGAGCUCACCGCGGCCCCCGACGGGCCCUACAGCUUCUCUAGCCAGCCCCGCUCCCUGCCCCCCCGCCCCAAGUACCGAGAGCUGUCCAAUGCCGCCGAGACGGAGAAGGGCCCGGUGCGCUACGGCAACAUCAUGAUCGACCCGAGGGUGGUGCGCGGAAACGUUCUGUCCGUCCGUCCUCCCCCACCGCAGAGUACCGAGCCCCAUACCCUUGAGGUUAAAAGGCAGAGGAGAGCACAGAAACAAGUGCUGGCCAGAAGGUUUGCACAAGAGCAAGUUCAACCAGGAACGCCGGAGCCUGUGGAGGGCAGAGAACAUGUUUAUGUGCAGACAGAACUGUAUUUGGAAGAGAUUAGUGAUCGGAUAAUAGAGGUUGAUGGAGAGUGUCAAACAGAUGAAUUUUUGGACAGACCACCCACUCCACUCUUCAUACCAGCCAAAUCAGGAAAAGAUGUGGCCACUCAAAUCAAAGAAGGAGAGCUGUUUGACUUUGAUAUUGAAGUUAAGCCGAUCCUGGAAGUGCUGGUUGGAAAAACAGUUGAGCAGGCUUUGCUGGAAGUCAUGGAAGAAGAAGAGCUGGCCCAGCUGUGGUCACAUCAGCGCGCCUUCGCAGAGCUGCGUAAUGCAGAGUUUGCUGAGUUACAGCGCUUGGAAGAGCAGGACAGGAGAAUCAGAGAGGAGAAGGAACGUCGCAGGCUGGAGCACCUGGAAAAGCUGCGGAAACAGAAAGAGACUGCAGAGAAAAUUGCAGCUCGGGCAUUCGCUCAGCGUUACCUGGCUGAUCUCAUUCCUUCAGUCUUCAACAAUCUUCAUGACAGUGGAUUUUUUUAUGACCCUAUAGAGAGAGAUAUUGAGACAGAAUUCCUUCCAUGGCUGAUGUCAGAAGUGGAAGAAGCACUACAGAAGAAGGUUCUGGGACGGACAAUGCUUGACUCUUUGAUUCGUACAGUGGUUGAAAAGCGCUUAGAUGAAUUUAGCCAUCCACCUCCAUCUGCUCAACCAAAGGCACCUGCUGAAGAGCCUGGGGCAACAGAUGCAGCUCCCAAGGUGUCUGGGGAGGCAGAUACUGCUGAUCAACCAGUUGCAGAGAAAGAAGAGACUGACCAACCUGUUGCUGAGGAAGAACCUUCAGAUUCCACCUUUUCUCAGCUAGAAGAAUAAUGUCAAGAAGGAAGAGCAGAUUUGGAAACUGAGUAACAAACAGGUAUUGUGCCCUAGCCAUGCUGAAGGAUGAACCUAAGCAACAGUAGAGCAUUAAAACAUGAUUUCAGUGUGCUGGAGUUGCUGAUUUCAGGCUGAUAAAAUCAAGAGAGAAGUUGCUAGUGCAAUGAAUGGCACAGAAAUUCUGUCUCCAUUUACACAAUCUAAUCCAUCAAAAUCUAGGAGGUUUACAGUUGAAAAGUAAUGCUGUCCCACACCCUGUGCUAGAAGGUCAUGAGAAGGCUGUUGAGAGCAUCGUAACAAUCUUUGCAAGUGCUUUGAUAAUGUUCUUGGAACAGUAUUUCCUUACUUUCCUUAUUUUGAAAGGUAGUUACUACAUCAAUUAAAUAAAUUGCUUUUGACUCA